Rhipicephalus sanguineus (brown dog tick) is the source of this 2935-nucleotide messenger RNA. It is a transcript of the gene Tom70, whose product is annotated as mitochondrial import receptor subunit TOM70. The record is from RefSeq and is a predicted model, not a curated record. Lineage: Eukaryota; Metazoa; Arthropoda; Arachnida; Ixodida; Ixodidae. Gene Ontology annotation, molecular function: protein binding. The transcript has 11 exons. The coding region runs from base 60 to 1790 and encodes 576 amino acids.
GAUUUGGCCCGAGUUUAGACAUCGCUUGGCAACCCCGCAAGUGAUCAUUCCAAAUCAACAUGGCUCCCAGCGGGAUGGCCAGGAGUGCCGGCGGCGAAGCGGCUUCCGAAGCGGGCCUUUCCAAGUGGCAAUAUGCACUUAUUUUCGCCACGCCAGUCGCUGCCGGGUUGGCCUACUGGUACUACAAGAAAGCCCGCGCCAGGGGGAAGCCGCCCGGUGACAGCGCCGGAGAAACAAAAGGCUCGAAGUCCGUGGACAAGUCGCAAACUAACCACUCGCGCGGCUCGACAGAUGCUAAGGACCCGUUCGAGAGGGCGAAGGCUUUCAAAAACCAGGGCAACAAGUACUUCAAAGAGGGCAAGUUCGAUAAAGCCAUCGAGUGCUACACGGAGGCGAUCGCGCUGUGCCCGCCGCAGAACAAAAAUGAGUUGGCUACCUUCUACCAAAAUCGUGCUGCCGCCUACGAGAACUUGAAAAACUACACCGCCGUUAUCGCCGACUGCACCAAGGCGAUAGACCUGAACUUUCAGUAUGUCAAGGCACUUCACCGGAGGGCGAAGGCUUACGAGGUCGUCAAUGAGCUGGACAAAUGUCUGGAAGACAUCACAGCUGUGUGCAUACUCGAGGGAUUCCAAAACCAGAACUCAUUGCUUGUGACCGACAGGGUACUAAAGAAGAUUGGCAAAGCAAGCGCAAAGGAGCUCAUCAAGGUCCGAAAGCCAAUGAUGCCGUCGAAGCACUUCAUUCGAAAUUACUUCGUGUCUUUCUGUGAAGAUCCCGUAAUUAAGGCUGUGCAGGCGCAUCGUGAAGGCAAGCCGUUCCCGAAAAGUGACAGUCCCAGCGGUGCUUAUGCGCAGGCAGUGGAGUGCAUGGCCAACGAGAAGUACGAGGACGUCAUUGCGCACUGCACCAAGGAAAUUGAAAAUGAAGGAGAGGCUCUGGCCGAAGCACUGCUGCUGCGAGGGACUCUGCACAUGCUGCAAGGCUUAUCACAGGCCACGGUCGACGAUCUCAACCGGGUACUCCAAAUGGACUCAGCCUCCCUGAAGGUUCGAGUGAACGCUCUAAUCAAGCUUGGCACUCUGAAGGUGCACGCUGAGAAACUGGAAGAAGCACUGGAGGACUUUGAGCAGGCAGCCACCCAGGAUCCGAGCAAUGCCGACGUAUUUCUGCACCGGGGACAGGUGCUGCUACUUCUAGACAGGCUAGAGGACACGGUCAAGGACAUGGAGCGGAGUGUGUCACUCCGACCGGAUUUCCCGUCGGCAGCGGCUCAGCGCUGUUACGUGCAGUACAGGUAUGGGGCAGCCACCAAGGAUGCCAACAAACAGAUGGAGGCAUUGCAGGAUUUCGAAAAGGUCCAGCAGAGGUUCCCCAACUGCCCCGAGUGCUACUUCCUCCAUGCUCAGAUCCUUUCAGAGAACAAGGAGUUUGAGAGAGCGGAAGAGAACUUUCUGAAGGCUCAGAAGGCAGAUCCUACGGACCCGAACGUACCAGUACAUCUUGGCAUUCUACACCUACAGUGGACGCAAGAUUUUGAGAAGGCAGCCGAAUUCAUGUACAAGGCAAUCAGCAUGGACGACAAGUGUCAGUUUGCCUACGAGACCCUUGGUUCUGUUCAGGUCCAGAGGGGCUUCCUGAAGGAGGGCCUGGAGCUCUUCGAGAAGGCCAUCUCGCUUGCUCAGACAGAAGCCGAGCUGGCCCACCUGCUGUCCUUGAGAGACGCCGCCGCCGCACAGGGCAAGGUGGCCAGCCGCCUGGGCAUGGCCGUCACCCCUGGAUUCAGCUAGAACUGUUGAGCCCACCGUGUCAGGGACGGCUCCUUCUUUUUCCUUUUUUUUUUAUUUGCGCAAGAACCAGAUUGCAAAUCAUUCACCAUCAUCCCCCCUCUCGUUUUGCUGCUGCCAAGCAUGGCACAGAAUGUUAGGGAUAUGUGUGUUCCUGGCAUUUUCAUGUCGUCGCGGAAUAGGUAGAUCACGGCAGCUCGAGUCGGAGGGGUGGAGGUAGUGCGUCGUCUGGCUCCCGUCGCAAAGCGUUGUUCUGUGCAGUGGAAACCCAGGCGGCGUGGGUUUGCGGGUGGCACGUUAAUCUUAAAAAAUGGUGGCAUGUGUUCCAUUUAUUCGUCUGGUGCCUGCAUACAACUUAUAUAGCUAGGGACCAGCGAUUGUUUUCAGGGAGCUUAGGCCUAGGAUGCGCCUUGUCGAUGCCAGUUAGGGUAUUAAAGCGCAAAAAGGAAACUGAGGACCGAACAAGUUUGCAGCCCUCUGUAAGAAACGUGAAGGAGGCGUAUUCGCAGUCGGAGUGUCGCGUGAUGGUAAGGAGCCACCUAUGAAGUGUUCAGAGGAAUUGCCAAUCAAGUUGUUCCUCGAAAUGUAGAUUUCGUAACAGGGAAUGGAUGACACCUUGUGAGGGAAGGCAUGGUCAGUUUUAAGACACAGAGAAGCGUCUAGAAAGAAAAAAAAAAAAACUGAACGAGAAGGUUUGUCUGCAUUGUCUGUGCCUUCUUCAUUUCUUGUUUUGUUAGUCCUCUGCGCGCCUAAGAACAGUCAACAGUGUGUUGAGUGUAACUUUGCCUCUUGACAUGGUGUAUGCCAUAUUUGCCAGAGUUGUUUGUUCUCCCAUACUAUUUUAGUGCCGGGUGUGUGCCUGUACAAGACUAGUGCAGACCAGUACAGCAGUUAAACAAUCGCUGCACCGGUCUGAACGUACAAGACGGCGGUGUUGUUGCCCUCGCGAACAAGUUGAGUUGUUGCUGCGAAUUAAAAAAAAAAAUUCUUUUAACUUUCGGAGUGUCUCUUCCUCCUUUGGUCUCUUGCUCCCUUUCACAACAUUCUCUCGUUUUAUAGUAGCACUCAAAUUUGUUCUUUUUUUUUUUCUCGAGGAAAUACUGUGUAACAACUUCUAGUCUGUGCAGUGAAAUAAACCAAUUUUGUUU